Molecule: messenger RNA, 992 nt
Organism: Perkinsus marinus ATCC 50983
Lineage: Eukaryota; Perkinsozoa; Perkinsida; Perkinsidae
Product: p53 regulated pa26 nuclear protein sestrin, putative
Exons: 11
Coding region: 78-992 (304 amino acids)
Biological process (GO): cellular response to L-leucine; regulation of response to reactive oxygen species; negative regulation of TORC1 signaling
Cellular component (GO): nucleus
Molecular function (GO): oxidoreductase activity, acting on peroxide as acceptor; L-leucine binding
Source: RefSeq, a predicted model, not a curated record
AGUUCGGUGGUUUUCUGUGUGCAUUAAUCCUCCAGUAACUCGCGCCGCAUUACUCAGCAAAGGACGUGUUUCACCUGAUGUCGCAGGAUGAGUCACCCACCGUGCCCAACACCGAUGUAGCCAUAAUUCGUGUUACUGUGCAGAGGCUACGAGACUUUCAACUCUCAAUCGACGCCCCUAGAACAAGGCUGGAGGCAUUCCAAGGAAUCACUUCCUGGCUGCGGUCCUUGGCCAGCACUCGUCGUAAUGCCGGUUCUGGACCUCCGGAGAUGGAUCAGGCCUUGAGAAUUCUCCUGCGUUUGAGAUAUACAUGUCGAUUCGCUGACAUUAGGAAUGCGGCUGAUAACUUCCUAGCUGCUCAAAGGAAUUCUGGUAUCGCGGUCGCGGCACGUUACAUCGAUACAGAGGUCAGCAGAUUUUGCAAGAAUCCCCAUCUCGUGACGGUGCCAGCUGUGGACUGGUCGCUGUUUGACUCUUCCUCGGCUGCCAGGAUAACGCACAUAGAAUGGGCUUUAUCGACCGUGCCUCGAUUCUAUGUGAAUUACGCUAGAACUAUGGAUAUCCUCAUGUUCCAAGAGGGAGGGUUACAGCUCCACUGGAGACAUUUUAUAGCAAUGAUGGCAGCAUCAAGACACAACUGCGAGUAUCUGGUUCGGAAUCAGAUGGAACUCUUCCUUGCAUCUGGUGGUGACGUUGCUUGGCUGACGGACCCGACGACUAUCCCGACGCAGCUGAGAGCCUUACAUGACGUGAACCUCAUACUGUGUCACAAGCCCUGGGAUCUCAAACAACGCCAUAUGGAAGAUUUGCUCCAAGUUUGGUCAAAAGCCGACUUGGUGGUUGCUCUAGCUAUACUCAGUACUUUCCACACUCUCCCUGUUGUUGCAUUCGGCCUCGGUCUGGAAGUGGAACCAGACCUUCGUCUCGAGCCUGACGAAGUGUUUUUCGAUGAUCCUCCGUACGAUCCUGAUGAUGAGGGAAUGCCUAGGUAA